Glycine soja is the source of this 583-nucleotide messenger RNA. RefSeq lists its product as uncharacterized. The record is from RefSeq and is a predicted model, not a curated record. NCBI's taxonomy places the organism in Eukaryota, Viridiplantae, Streptophyta, Magnoliopsida, Fabales, Fabaceae. Bases 79 to 432 code for a protein of 117 amino acids. The transcript has 3 exons.
CGUAGGAUGAGAAAGAUGGUCGGAAAUUGAGGAAGUAGUAAAGUAAAAUGAUUCCGAAGGUUUCUCCGAUGAGCGAGGAUGAGAAGAACAGAGAAAUCGGAAUCGCCACUGACAACCCUUAUUAUGUCACCUUUCAAGGCGUCGCUAACCACUUUCCUCCUCAACAUCAACACCCACAAUCUCCCUCCGCUAAUUAUUACCAACGACAAGGAUACCACGUUGUUCCAGGUUUAUAAUUGGUUGGUUUAUUGGUGGUGUUCCCUGGUACGUUGGAACUUUCAUUCUAAUGUUUGUACAGAUGGAUUGCCGAGAAGUGCCUGGAUUAAUUGCAUGCACAGUUGCUUCCUUCGUUACAGUGAUUGUUGUUGCCCUUGGUAUCACGCAAGGAGAUCUUGGGAAGUUGACAUCCUUUUGACCUGCACAAUCCUCUAGAGCAUUUCUUGCUGUAAUUUACACUUUCGAACUCAGUGCGGAAGUUACAAUUGGCUGCAGUUGGAAAUUAACACUUCGACGCAAUUUCUACAUGUUAAAGUAGGAGUUGAUGGAAAUUUGGAAACAGAUUAAAAAAAAACCUCCUUUCAAA